Molecule: messenger RNA, 1813 nt
Organism: Papilio polytes (common Mormon)
Lineage: Eukaryota; Metazoa; Arthropoda; Insecta; Lepidoptera; Papilionidae
Product: sodium/hydrogen exchanger 9B1-like
Exons: 11
Coding region: 151-1704 (517 amino acids)
Biological process (GO): proton transmembrane transport
Cellular component (GO): membrane
Molecular function (GO): antiporter activity
Source: RefSeq, a predicted model, not a curated record
UCAUUUUAUUCAUCGGAUUUAGUUACUGUAGACGACAACUCGGCCUGUUUGACUUACUUGUAAAUUUUAAGUCAACAAAGUACUUAAUAAUUUAUUUUAUUUUAAGCGUUGUUUGUGAUAGUGCUUUGUUUUCAAUGUGGUUCUUUUAAAAUGAAUGAAUGUCAGUGUGCUGAAAAAUGUGUUGAUAAACGCAUUUACACUGAAAACCAUCAGAAGGAAGUGAAAACAUCUCCUGAAACUAUCUCGAAUAUUAAUAAAGUGGAAAAAGUUUUCAUAGAAAAUGAUCACGUGAAGAAAAAGUCGUGGUUUACAACAAUCAAAUUAGACUUUAUUCACUAUUUAACUUUAGGUGUUUUAGGUAUUUUAACUUGGGGUCUAUUAUGGUGUGCGUUCGACAAUUGGGGCUGGGAUGGCAAAUGGUUUCGGCUGGUCGCAGUGGCAUUAGUGGCGUGGGCUAGCGGUCUCAUGCUUCAGGAGCUGACCACGCUACCACCACUCCUCGCCGCGCUCCUCACUGGCAUAUUCGCCCGCCAUUUCGGCUUCCUCGACAUGCGACAUUAUUCCCACAUUGACGCGUUUUUAAGAAAAAUAUACCCAGUAAUAAUUCUGGGUAAGGGAUCUUUAGCAUGGGACAUGGACUAUAUGAAAACCAAUUGGAAACAAGUGGUGUCUCUAGGCGUGCUGCCCUGGUCAGCGGAAGUGGGUGUCAUGGCGGUCUGUUCUCACUACUUCUUAGGGUUCCCUUGGUUAUGGGGAUUCCUGCUUGGCUCAGUGUACGCUUCUGUAUCAUGUCCGGUGAUAAUGCCUCUAAUACAGAAGCACGGUACUAAACCGGACAGGAGUCAGAACUGGCCCCAGCUGGUCUGCACGGCCGGUGGCACCGACACCGCUCUCAGCGUCGGAGUCUUCGGCCUCAUAUUCAGCUUCAUGUUUAGUAACGCCAGCGAACUCUAUCGUUAUAUUAAGGCGGGGCUGGCGCUGUUGGCGGGCGCGGCGCUCGGCGGCGGCUGGGGCGCGCUGGCGCGGCUCGUGCCUCACGCCCGAGACGCAUACGUCACCGAGCUCAGGAUACUAUUCGUGCUCAUCGGCGGACUGUUCGCAAACUUUUUCACGUCCGCACUAGGCUGGGGAGGCACCGGCGGCAUAGCUGUGCUGGCGUGCAACGCGACAGCUGCACGGCAAUGGGCGCGGAAGGGAUGGAAAUUGAAUCAGAACCCGGCAGCGACGGUGUACCGAGUGCUCUGGUCUGCUUGCGAACCUGUUCUCUUUGCCUACACUGGUACAUUUUUUGUGAUACAUAGCUCGGUGACGGACACAAUGCUAGUGGGACUGGGAAUUCUCCUCAUAACUCUAACGACACGUUUGCUCACCGCCGCUCUUGUAUGUUGGAACCUUUCCAUUAAGGAGAAACUUUUUAUAUGCUGUGCAUGGAUACCUAAGUCCAUAGUCGAGGCAGUUCUCUGUCCAUUAGCAAUCGAUACAUUGAUUAUGAAGAACUCAACCGACGUCCACCAAAUGAAGUACGCCGAAGACCUGAUGAGGCUAAUCGUGCAGGCCAUAUUGAUCACAACUCCGAUCGGCUAUCUACUCACGAAUCAUUUGGGACCAGUAUUAUUAAAGUCAAAGCCAAAAAAGGAUAAAGAUUUGGAAUCUCAAAAGCCAGUAUCAAAAGACGCAUCUAUCGACGAAGAUAUAAAAAUUUAAAUCAAGAAAAGAUAAAAGUCUACUUAUAGGUAAUUGUAUAAACGAACUCUAGUGACCAAAGAUAUACGUAAGCCCAAAUAGUUUAAUGCAACUUUUACUUAAUAAUUUA